Molecule: messenger RNA, 2082 nt
Organism: Chinchilla lanigera (long-tailed chinchilla)
Lineage: Eukaryota; Metazoa; Chordata; Mammalia; Rodentia; Chinchillidae
Gene: Jun
Product: jun proto-oncogene
Biological process (GO): regulation of cell cycle; regulation of cell population proliferation; regulation of transcription by RNA polymerase II
Cellular component (GO): transcription regulator complex
Molecular function (GO): RNA polymerase II cis-regulatory region sequence-specific DNA binding; transcription factor binding; DNA-binding transcription factor activity, RNA polymerase II-specific
Source: RefSeq, a predicted model, not a curated record
GCAGAUAAGUGUUGAGCUCGGGCUGGAUUAGGGCUCAGAGUUGCACGGAGUGUGAUUGAGGUGGCGCGGCGAGAGUGGAGGACGCGCGCUCAGGGGAACAGACGGACAGACUGACUCAGUUGGCCGGGCAGCAGAGAGGUCUGAGCUGCAAGUCUUCCUUUCCUCCCACUUCCUCGGCACCUGCCCGGAGCAAGCGCCUGUGGCUGCCGGCCCGGGGUUUCGGGGAGUGCCUGGAGAACCCGCGGCCCGGGCGCGGCUGACAGCGGAGAGCAGCGGCGGGAAGUUUCCCGGCCCGGAGCCCGGGGACGAGCGGCCCCGCGGCCCGGAGCGAACUUUUGCGGAACUCGAGCGCGGGGCUGAGGAGGGUCGCUCAGAAGGGACCGUCCCGGAGGCCGCCUGCGAGCGGCCACUGCCCCCGGAGGAGCCGGCGCCCGGCACCCCGCGCCCGCGCCUCCUACGGCGCGACCGGCUUGGCCUUCCCCGCGCAGCCCCAGCCCCAGCCGCCGCCGCACCCCCUGCCCCAGCAGCUCCCCGUGCAGCAUCCGAGGCUGCAGGCCCUGAAGGAGGAGCCGCAGACGGUGCCCGAGAUGCCCGGCGAGACGCCGCCGCUGUCCCCCAUCGACAUGGAGUCCCAGGAGCGCAUCAAGGCCGAGAGGAAGCGCAUGAGGAACCGCAUCGCCGCCUCCAAGUGCAGGAAGAGGAAGCUGGAGAGGAUCGCCCGGCUGGAGGAAAAAGUGAAGACCUUGAAAGCGCAGAACUCGGAGCUGGCGUCCACAGCCAACAUGCUCAGGGAGCAGGUGGCGCAGCUUAAACAGAAAGUCAUGAACCACGUAAACAGCGGGUGCCAACUCAUGCUAACGCAGCAGUUGCAGACGUUCUGAGGAGGGACUGUGGCGGCUGAGAGCAGAGGAGAAACAAAGUAACACAGACUGACUUGAGAACUUGACAGCUUGCGACCCAGAGAGAAGUGUCCGAGGACUGAAGCCAAGGGUAUCCAAGUUGGACUGGUUGCCUGACGGCGCCCCCAGCGGGCAUGAGUGGGAAGGACUUGGCGGGGAGCCCCGGAGCGGCUGUCCGCGGGCUGCCCCCUCUGCGGACGACGGGCUGUCCCCGCGCGUACGGGGCGAGGGACUCUUCAACAUUGACCAAGAACUGCAUGGACCUAACAUUCGAUCUCAUUCAGUAUUAAACGGGGGGCGGGGGGUUCCAAACUGCUCUAGAGACUGUAGCUUGCUUCCGUAGUGCUCCUUAAGAACAAAAGGGGAGGGGGCGGAGGGAGGGAGGGUGUGAGGCCAGGCUGAGCCUGCAGGUGAACGCUUUCUGGCCUGCCUUCCUCAACUGUUUAUGUACAUAUAUAUAUAUUUUUUAAUUUGAUAAAAGCUGAUUACUGUCAAUAAAACAGCUUCCUGCCUUUGUAAGUUAUUUCAUGUUUGUGUGUCCUGCCCAGUGUUGUUUGUAAAUAAGAGAUUUGGAGUACUCUGAGUUUACCAUUUGUAAUAAAGUAUAUAAUUUUUUUAUGUUUUUUUCUGAAAAUUCCAGAAGGGAUAUUUAAGAAAAUACAAUAAAAUAUUGAAAAGUACUCCCCAAAUUAUGUUCUGCCUUAUCUAUAAAGCUAGCUAGAUGGAGCUGAAAGAGUUGAGCGUCAGUUAAAAUCACUUGUAGUGCUUCUUGCUAUCAAGCAGUGUAAACUGUAUUCUCUACUAGACUUUAGAAACAAAUACACCUGAUGCUACCAUCAGGUUAUACCCUUUCCUUCUCCACUGCUGUAAAGAAUUGCUUACCAAAAGACAGUGUGGUGUCCCAGGAAGCUGGAAGAAGGAAGGCUGCCAUGGGAGCAGCCUGGGUAAUGCCAACACUUAAAAGUUUGGGAUUGUAUCAAGUGGCAUGUGUCAUUAUCCUUGAUAAUGUGGGUAGAGAUUUAACAAUAGAUACUUAUUCUCAAAGGAGAGCUUGUGGCAGACUUUGCAAAAGAUGUAUCUAUCCAAUUUGGAAUCUUUCACAGUGCCUAGAUUUUAAAAAAUGGCCUUUGCUUAUGAAUAUAACAGCAUUCUUGUCACAAUAAAUAUACUCAAAUAAUAAUAA